Molecule: messenger RNA, 4197 nt
Organism: Rhincodon typus (whale shark)
Lineage: Eukaryota; Metazoa; Chordata; Chondrichthyes; Orectolobiformes; Rhincodontidae
Exons: 15
Coding region: 362-1498 (378 amino acids)
Biological process (GO): cell division; regulation of exocytosis; cytoskeleton-dependent cytokinesis
Cellular component (GO): septin complex; cell division site; microtubule cytoskeleton
Molecular function (GO): GTP binding; GTPase activity; molecular adaptor activity
Source: RefSeq, a predicted model, not a curated record
UGAAUGAUGGCGUGGGGAGUAUCGGGAUUGUGGAGGAGCGCCGGCGCAGAGACUGACGGGAUAUCAGCUGAGUGUCCGAUAAUUCGGCUCCUUUCUCCGAGUGAGUUUAUUGUGUGGCCUCAGCGAAACGAGUUACAUAGAGCUGAAGGGACUGACUUAACUGUUGGGUUGCUAAGGCCAACUGAGUAACCUGACUUCCAUCACUUGACUCAGUAACGACUGGGAAUCAGAUCUAGAAGCUGCCUGAAGUCUGUUAACUACUGCAGAAUAUUUGUCAACCAACUGGGAAAUUUUGCUUCAGUCUUUGCAGUGAACAACAAAGUAUCAGAGGUUGUUGUGAUCUGUGAAAUUAACAGCCAAUAUGUCAACUGAAAAGGCAAAGGACGAUUCUAACAGCAUUCUCGAGAAAAAAGUACGUUUGUACGGUACAUCAAACAUGAGUGGAUUGUGUUCAGCUUUUCUGUUUCCAGAUGUUACUGGGUACGUGGGAUUUGCAAACCUCCCCAAUCAGGUCCAUCGAAAAUCAGUGAAGAAAGGAUUUGAAUUCACGCUGAUGGUAGUUGGGGAGUCUGGUCUUGGAAAGUCGACAUUAAUUAACAGCCUGUUCCUUACUGACCUCUACCCUGAGCGCUAUGUACCUGGGGCUGCAGAAAAGAUUGAAAGAACAGUCCAAAUUGAAGCUUCGACAGUGGAAAUUGAGGAGAGGGGUGUGAAACUUCGUCUGACAGUUGUGGACACACCAGGAUAUGGCGAUGCCAUUAACAGCCAAGAUUGCUUCAGACCAAUCAUUCAAUAUAUUGACAAUCAGUUUGAAAGAUACCUUCAUGAUGAGAGUGGCCUGAAUAGACGACAUAUUGUAGACAACAGAGUCCAUUGUUGUUUCUACUUCAUCUCUCCUUUUGGCCAUGGCCUGAAACCUCUAGAUGUAGAGUUUAUGAAGACCAUUCACAGCAAAGUAAAUAUUGUGCCAGUGAUUGCCAAGGCAGACACACUGACGCUGAGGGAGAGAGAGCGACUGAAGCGCAGAAUCCUCGAUGAGAUCACUGAACAUGGGAUCAGAAUCUACCAGCUUCCAGAUGCAGAUUCUGAUGAAGAUGAGGAAUUCAAGGAGCAGACCAUGAUUCUGAAGGCCAGUGUCCCCUUUGCUGUGAUUGGCUCCAACCAACUGAUUGAAGUGAAAGGUAAAAAGAUCCGAGGUCGCCUUUAUCCAUGGGGAGUGGUUGAAGUGGAAAACCCAGAACACAACGACUUUCUCAAACUACGCACAAUGUUGGUGACGCACAUGCAGGAUCUACAGGAGGUCACCCAGGAUUUGCACUACGAAAAUUUCCGCUCUGAACGGUUGAAGCGUGUUGGCAGGGACGUGGAGGAUGAAACAGUUGACAAGGACAAGAUUUUGCUGCAGAAGGAGGCUGAAUUGCGCCGAAUGCAGGAGAUGAUUGCUCAGAUGCAGGCACAAAUGCGAAUGAAGCCUGCAGAUAAUGGAGAUGGACACUGAGUGAUAAACCUGUUCUGAUUCUAUUUACAGGGAAGUGCCAUGGUUGCAAACACUCUUGAUGUCCCUCAGAUUCAAUGCUGACUGUAUGAGUUUAUGGCAAAACAGAAGAGGAAACAAUCUUCACAAUCCUUGCAUGGAAUUUCUGUAUCGCUCUUUUGUAAUCACAAAUAUAUUUUCUACCUUGCCUAUUUGUAUUGAUGUUAUUUGAUUACAAUGGGAAUCUUUCUAUGGUUUUUAUAUAGUUUGUAAACCUUCAUAUAUAAUUGCUCAGCAUGCUGAAGCUUUCACAGCCAUAUAAUCCCUUUCUUCCAACUGGCAGAUUUUGGUCUGUUUCACUGAGUCCCUGUCUACGUCACUCAAAUGAUCAUCACUGAGGUGAAACUAUAGCUUAUGGUGUAGCCCAGUGGAAUCCCUGAAAUAAAAUAAUCUUUCAGCACUGGGUUAAAUUCAGCAAAAACAGUCAGUAUACUACCCUGUCUUUAAUUUUCCAAUAAAGUAAAAAUACACCGCUGACAAAGCUCCAAAAUGCCAACUGAAUUAAUGACCAUGUUCAUUAUCCUUUCCAGCUGAUUGGCACAGUUGCUUUGUGUCACAAGUAAUAUUCCUGCUGACAAGUUCACUGCUAAGCGAAGAUAGUUAAUGGUGGUAAUUCCCUUCCCCAUCAUUAUUUUUUUAGACCUUGAUGAAGGGCCAAAGUAAACCAAUAGUUACCUAUUUACUUGCCAAACUAAAACUGAUGCAGCUUAAAUGCUUACUUAUGAUCUGUUGUCAACGUAGACUAUUGUCAGAUUAUUUUACAUCAGGUUAAUGCCUCCAAAUCUUCGGACCAGCAAUGCUGCUUUAGCAAAAUUCAGUGGGCUGCAAUUUGAAAGUCUGUAGUGAAACCUCAUAAUUUGGUAAAUUCCAAGAAUGAAAUUCAAACACGUCACAGAUUCCCUUAAAAUGCUGGUUUACUGAAACAUCAAGGUCUAGCUGUGCUGUGAGGUUAUUAGCAAUCCAUACAUGUAUUAAAUAUGCAUCUUCAGUCAUUCCCUUCCACAAUUUUGGUAUCUUAAGGCUUGUCUUUUUUUAGGUUUGUGAAAGGUGCUUGUUCCUUUUGGUUCAGUUGAUGGAAAUCUUGCACAGAAGUCAGGAGGUUGUGAGUUCAAGUCGCAACACUCCAAGACUUGAGCCUUUAAUCUAUUGCUGAUGCACUUAAUAAUAUUGAGGGAAGACUGCAUUAUUGAAGAUGCCACUGUUUGGAAUAGAUUUUGUUCUUUAGUGGCUCAGGUGAACAGGCAUAUUCCAUUGCAAGAACAAGAUAUUCUCCCAGUGUCCUGCCAAUGGUUUUCUGUCGAUUAACACUAGCAAUAACAUAUUACCUGUUUAUUUACCUCACUCAUGUUUGUAGCACCUUGUAUUGUGCAAAGUGGCUACUAUGAUUGUUUACCUAACAGGUACUGCACUUCAAAUUAAUUAGUUGUUUGGGAAGCACAUUGAGAGAUGUAAGUGUCCCAGGUAUUGCAUAAAUGUAAAUCUAUCUUUUUUUGAGCAUAUCCUAAGCCAAACUGCUUGCUUUAUUAAAAUUGGUGCGGAGUAUUCCAGAAUUUCUUUUAUCAGUUUUUGAGAAUAACAUGGUACACAGUUUUUCCUUCCACAAAAACCAAUACAAUUCACUUACUUUGGUGUUUAAAUCAAUAAAAUGAUACAAUUGGUAAAUUCUGCUUUAAAAGAAACAUUUAGAUGCACUCUGAAUCUGCAGCUCCAUUGAUUUUUUUUUGCACAAUAAGUCCUCUGAUAUGGAAGUGUAUAAGUGGACAUGCAUAAAAUGUUCUGGAUUUUUAAAGUACAAGAUAAUUAAUUUUUACACCUGUAUUUCCACCGCUGCUUUAAUUUCAGUUGGAACGGUUAAAGCAAGUUCAUUGCUUCUCUUCAGCUAACAAAACUGUUCAAGUGGAGCUGUAGAUAGUGUGACAUUAUUGUCAGAGAAAGAUCAUUAACUUGAUUAAUACCUCAUGCUGUGUGCAACUUUUAAUGCAAUUAUUAUUUGGUGAGAGCAUAAUAGUUAUAGCGCAAGCUGUUUUAAGUGGAUGGGUUUAACAUUAAGGAUCUUUUCAGCAGUCUAGCUGCUGCCUAUAGAGGAACUGGGUGUUUCAUGCCUAUUUCCUGAGCCAGCUAUUAUAUAUCUUAGUUUUGAAAAUGAAGGAGCUUCAGAAACACUAAAUGACUGGUUAGUUUUUCAAGGACCAGUUGACCAAAGGGCACCACUGCCUCAGUUCUUUGCAGGUGGAAAACUCCGGACCUACAAAGAUCCUGAGUAUGGUCAAGAUGCAUUGUGUUGGCAAGAAAGUUGGUGCUGUAAGUAACCAUGGCUUUGGCAUAUGUUUAGUUGCUGUGUUCAUGGUGUAUGAGUUGAGUAUACUACAUAACGAGUUGCAUGCCAUUUGCGCUAGGAGGGAAAAUUUUGGAUGCUUAGUUAAGUGUUAAAUCGUAUUGUUUUUGUAGGCACAGUUAUGUUCACUAAUUGCCUUAUGAUUGACGGUUAUUUUACUUUCUUUUGGUAGGGAAAUGGGAUUGAUUUUGUUUGGCUUGAUGCCAAUAAUCUGCCUCUAGGAGCUUUUGUCUGUAAUUUCAAACAUAUUCACAAAAAAUGCUUUUAUCUUUAUACACUACGUUUGUUUUUGUAUUAAGUAGUCAAUAAUAAACUGUACAGGACAGAA